Molecule: messenger RNA, 1536 nt
Organism: Anopheles funestus (African malaria mosquito)
Lineage: Eukaryota; Metazoa; Arthropoda; Insecta; Diptera; Culicidae
Product: tubulin polyglutamylase complex subunit 2
Exons: 3
Coding region: 445-1395 (316 amino acids)
Biological process (GO): protein polyglutamylation
Source: RefSeq, a predicted model, not a curated record
AUAGCGGUGAAAAAGGUUAUGGAAUUUUGUAUACCUAUCAACUAUUGUAUCUAGUUUUGAACUUUUCUUUGAAACUCACCUUAUAACUAAGUUAAAUUCAAAGUAAUUUCGGGACUAACAUAGUUCAACUAUGAAGUAUCUGAAAUCGUAUCUGCAACGUAAGUGAGAUAACGGUAAAAUUUUCGAAAUUGGAAUUUGAAUCAUGGCACCGAAAGUAAAGAAAAUAAGAUAAUAGAUUUUUAUUUGCAAGCAAAAUGUUCGGGAUGUUAUCUCCAAAGCAAAGUAAUUUAACAAUUUGUUAAAAAAAACACGCCUGAAUGGAUUUUUUUAUAAAAAAACACACACACAAUUAGGCAUCAAUUGCCAUUAUUCUUCGUAUAUCAACGAUAAGGUAAGUAAUAUUUAUAUUCCAAUACCGGUAAUCAACAAAUUGCGCGCGUUCCUAUGCUUUGCAAUGUGCGAUUGAAGCUAACAUUGCGAUACCUUCCUAUGUACAUCACCUUAGCAACGGGUGUGUUUUCACAGUUUGUUAAUAUUCUCAGCCCGUUUUUGUGCAAGAUGGCUAGCCUUAAAAUCGGGAAUGAUACGGAAGAUAUGUUUUACGAGAAUCUUUCGCUUGGCUUAGCUAAAGUUCUAAACAAUAUCCCAAGAAUAGCAAACGUUACGUUGGAAAAAAGAUUACCUUGUGAAAAAGCACAAGUUACGGCCUGGGAAUCGCGACAUAAUGUGUAUUUGCCUGACGAUAUGAAGCGAUUUUAUCUUUCAACGGAUGGAUUCAAUUUUUACUGGAGCUAUCAAUAUUCCCCUAACGACAUCCGGCGUGUUGGCCACAUACACUUUCCUCAUCUCAUACAGAUAACUCUUGUGAGGGACAACAUUGAUACAAUUCUAACCGUCAGCCCAAACACCACCCUCACGGUUCCGCCCAUCAUCCGACAGUCCAACUAUGUCGAUAUGAGUUCAGGCCACUUGGAUCAUCUUAAUUUAAAUUCUAGAAGCAAAAUUUUUGAGCUCAGUACCAUUGCCAAUCUUGCUAAGGUGUGUCUUGUGUAUGAAACACCCGAAAGCUCGAGUCCAAAAAUAUUUCUGCUUGAAACAAACUCGUUACGAUGGCAAUUUCUUGCAGAAUCAUUCACGGAAUAUUUGCGAAUGAGUAUCGCACAUCUGGGCUUACCGUACUGGGAGCUGUGCUUUUCUAGCUGUGGCUUACCGGCAUGGACUGAACAGCUGUUUCUACUGCUGGCGCCGCAUCUUUUGGAGAAAAAUGAUAACCGUAGGUUGAAGAAUAUUGUAUGUAUCAAUGAAAACCCACCAUACAACGUUCUAGACGCUGGCGUGUUUCGGACGAAGUUACGAUGCUCGCGACAAACACAAAAAAUGCGCUUGAACAAUUAGUAACUUUAUACCUAUAUAUAUAUUUCUCGCAACAGAAAAGGCCCGGUAUAAGGCAAACUACAAGGAGGAAAGGCCUUAUCAACUUUGUGCUUACCCAAUCACGCGAAAUUAAAUAAAAAUUGAUAGAUUCUUGCUCUAGUA